Messenger RNA from Theobroma umbraticum, 2523 nucleotides. RefSeq names its product phospholipase D alpha 1-like. NCBI's taxonomy places the organism in Eukaryota, Viridiplantae, Streptophyta, Magnoliopsida, Malvales, Malvaceae. Gene Ontology annotation, molecular function: D-type glycerophospholipase activity; calcium ion binding. Gene Ontology annotation, biological process: phospholipid catabolic process; phosphatidylcholine metabolic process. The record is from RefSeq and is a predicted model, not a curated record. Gene Ontology annotation, cellular component: plasma membrane.
AUGGCACCUUUUCUGCUCCAUGGGACACUUAAUGUGACGAUUUACGAAGUUGAUGGGCUUUUUGGAGCAGGCUGCUGCAAUGCUUUCAUAACUAAACUAAUGCAAAACAUUGAAGAAAGUGUAGGAGUUGGACAAGCAUUUUCCAAACUGUACGUGACCAUUGAUUUAGAAGAAACAAGAGUUGGUCGGUCUAGGCUAUUACAAAACGAAGGCUCUACUCUACAAUGGCAUGAAUCGUUUCACAUAUAUUGUGCCCAUAAGGCUUCCAAUGUUGUUUUUUCUAUCAAAGAAAAUGAUCCUAUAGGAGCAUCCCUGAUUGGAAGAGCUUACCUGCCUGUUGAAGAACUUCUAAAUGGAGAAGAAGUAGAUAGAUGGCUUAAGGUUGUGGAUAAAGGGUACAAACCUCUUUAUAGAGAAUCCAGGAUCCAUGUCAAAUUACAGUUUUUUGACACAACUCGGCACCCUAAUUGGUCUCAGGGAAUUAAAAGUCUUAAAUUUCCAGGAGUUCCAUAUACAUUCUUCAGUCAAAGAGAAGGUUGCAGGGUUACCCUUUACCAAGAUGCUCAUGUUCCUGACAAAUUCAUUUCUGGAAUCAUCCCUCUUGCUGGGGGCAAGUAUUAUGAACCACACCGAUGCUGGGAGGACAUCUUUACUGCAAUUUCUAAUGCAAAACAUUUUAUUUACAUAGCCGGGUGGUCUGUGUAUGCUAGAAUAACCAUGAUAAGAGACUUGAAGAGGCCAAAACCAGACGGAGAUUUGACACUUGGUGAGCUUCUUAGAAAGAAAGCCAAUGAAGGUGUCAGUGUUUUGAUGCUUGUUUGGGAUGACCGAACUUCUGUUAAGUUACUUAAGGAAGAUGGAGUGAUGGCUACUCACGAUGAGGAUACCAGACAUUAUUUCCAUAACACUAAAGUCCAUUGUGUUUUAUGUCCACGCAAUCCCGAUGAUUUGCAUAGCAUUGUUCAAGACAUGGAGGUUUCUGCCAUGUUCACUCAUCACCAGAAGAUUGUGGUCGUGGACAGUGAAUUGCCCAAUGAAGAAUCAAAAAGGAGGGUUGUGAGCUUCAUUGGUGGCAUUGACCUUUGUGAUGGGAGAUAUGACACUCCCUCUCAUCCCAUUUUCCGAACAUUAGGCACCGUCCAUCAGCAUGAUUUUCAUCAACCUUGCUUCCAUGAUGCCUCAAUUGCUAAAGGAGGGCCAAGGGAGCCUUGGCAUGAUAUGCAUUGCCGAUUGGAAGGGCCUGUUGCCUGGGAUGUAUUGUUCAAUUUUGAGCAGAGAUGGAGGAAGCAAGGAGAAAAGGACUUGCUAGUUCAUUUACGAGAAUAUGAUGACAUAUUCAUACCUCCAUCUCCAGUGACAUUCCCUGAAGAUCACGAAACAUGGAAUGUUCAACUGUUCCGGUCCAUUGAUGGUGGGGCUGCCUUCGGCUUUCCUCACAACCCUGAGGAUGCAGCUAGAUUGGGUCUUGUCAGUGGGAAGGAUCAUGUUAUUGAUCGAAGCAUUCAGGAUGCAUAUAUCAAUGCCAUUCGUCGAGCAAAGAAUUUUAUUUACAUUGAAAAUCAAUAUUUUCUUGGAAGCUCUUUCAGCUGGAAUUCAAAAGAUCCUAAGGUUCAGGAGAUUGGUGCUUUGCAUCUUAUUCCGAAGGAACUGUCUCUAAAGAUCGUUAGUAAGAUUGAAGCUGGUGAGAGGUUUACUGUCUACAUUGUCAUUCCAAUGUGGCCAGAGGGUGUCCCACAUAGCAAAUCUGUUCAGGUAAUAUUGAAUUGGCAGAAGAGAACCAUGGAGAUGAUGUACACAGAUGUGGUUCAGGCCCUGCAAGCCAAGGGACUCGAGGCAAACCCCAAGGACUAUUUGACAUUUUUUUGCCUUGGCAACCGAGAGAGAAUAACUCCUGGGGAGUAUCAACCUUCGGAAAGACCUGAACAGGACACUGAUUACAGUAGAUCUCAGCAAUCUAGGCGUUUCAUGAUCUAUGUCCAUGCCAAGAUGAUGAUUGUUGAUGAUGAAUACAUUAUAAUUGGAUCUGCCAACAUCAAUCAAAGAUCAAUGGAUGGUGCCAGGGAUACUGAAAUUGCCAUGGGGGCCUACCAACCGUAUCACCUAGCGACCACAGAGCCAGCCAGGGGCCAGAUUCAUGGGUUGCGUAUGGCAUUGUGGUAUGAGCACUUAGGCAAGCUUGAUAACUCCUUUCUCCAACCAGAGAGCUUGGAAUGCGUCCGGAAGGUGAACCAGAUUGCUGACGACUACUGGGAUCUCUACUCAUGUGACACGUUAGAUCAUGAGUUGCCAGGCCAUUUGUUAAGUUAUCCGAUUCGAGUUACCCAUAAUGGAGAGGUGACAGAGCUUCCAGGGUUGGAACACUUCCCAGACACCAAGGCUGGAGUUCUUGGAUCCAAAAAUGAGAUGCUUCCUUCCAUUCUAACUACUUAAACUCAGUUGUCUAAUAAUCAAAAUGAUGUAUAUUCUUUCAUUCUGUCAUUUAAGCACAGUGAUAUUCUGUUUGGUGGAAGCAAAUAUAGUAAA